Messenger RNA from Rhipicephalus microplus (southern cattle tick), 1524 nucleotides. RefSeq names its product coiled-coil domain-containing protein 85 (gene Ccdc85). Lineage: Eukaryota; Metazoa; Arthropoda; Arachnida; Ixodida; Ixodidae. The record is from RefSeq and is a predicted model, not a curated record.
AUGGCUGCUGUAGCGACACCUAGAGGACGGCCCAGCAACGAGGAGCUGCUGCGCAAGCCGCCCCAGGAGAUUCUCCGCUGGCUGCAGAAAGUCGAAGCGGAGAACCUGAAGCUUAUGUACGAUCAUGGUGCAAUGAUGCAAGAUGUCAACCGCCGCAUGCAGGUGCACCUGAUGGAGAUCCGGCAGCUGCGUGAGGUGAACGAGCGGCUUCAACGCGACAGCCAGGAACUGCGCGACCUCUGCUGCUUUCUGGAUGACGACCGGCAGAAAGGGCGAAAGCUGGCGCGCGAGUGGCAGCGCUUUGGCCGCUACACGGCGUCCGUCAUGCGCCAGGAAGUGUCUGCCUACCAGGGAAAGCUGAGGGGCCUCGAUGCACGGCAGCAGGACCUAAUCCGCGACAACAUCCAGCUCAAGGAACUCUGCCUCUACCUGGAUCAGGAGCGGUCGCAGACGCUCUGCACGAACUGCGGCGGUGUUCUGCCCGAGGGCAGACGCGACGACGGCGAUGGCAGCUCGUCUUCGACCAUUACCACCCAGGACGAGGUUCCCUCCCCCUUGCCCUGUUCGCCUCCUCCGCCGCGGCCCUCGCCUUCGUUGCCUCCUGUGCCAUCCGGCAGCAUACCCAACGGCACGGCUAACGGCCAUGUCCGACCGCCCUCCAUCGUCCCAAACGGGAGCCGGCUUCCCAGCCGGAGUCAGCCACCCAUGCGAACGCCUGCCAUCAAAGAGGCAAUCCACCGGCACAGAAGCGUCAUAAAUGAACAAGUUUUGCGGUAUAUCCGGAAUUUGGAGAAGCGCAUAGAGAUUCUGGAAGCUGAAAAGGGCAUCGUCAAAAAUUCUCCCCACGAGGAACUUCCACACAAGCCACCUCAGCAGCAGCCGUCUCCAGGAGGGCCCGAGAAAAAAUUUCAAAGUGGAAUUCCACGCGCCCCUCACUACCGGAAACCCGACGACACCGGUCACAUUGUGCCGCCGCCAACAUUGCAAGGCACCGGCAAAAAUACCCCGGACAGCACGGAACCGUAUGUGGGCGUGGCGAGGCCAGAGGCAGUCGUACAUGCCAUGAAGGUGAGCGAUUGCCAUCUGUCCCUCGAGGUUCACGAGCAGCUGGACAAGGCUACGGACAGUGAACUGGAGUUCGAAGAGCUUGCUGAAGGAGAGAAGGCACUUGUGCGCGAAAUGUGCAACGAACCGUAUGUGGGCGUGGCGAGGCCAGAGGCAGUCGUACAUGCCAUGAAGGUCCUCGAGGUUCACGAGCAGCUGGACAAGGCUACGGACAGUGAACUGGAGUUCGAGGAGCUUGCCGAAGGAGAGAAGGCGCUUGUGCGCGAAAUGUGCAACGUGGUCUGGCGGAAACUCGAAGAUGGGCCAGCAUGAUCCGACUGUGCCAAUAGCUUCAAUGGUGCUAUCGUUGCUGUUGCAAAGACAAGGGAACUUCGCAUCCUGUACCGGCGAGUUUCGAAUCAACACCUUCCAAGCUGCAAGUUAUAGCAGAAAAUUAGGUCAGCACCAUUGUAUACACCC